Molecule: messenger RNA, 777 nt
Organism: Annulohypoxylon truncatum
Lineage: Eukaryota; Fungi; Ascomycota; Sordariomycetes; Xylariales; Hypoxylaceae
Exons: 2
Coding region: 1-777 (258 amino acids)
Source: RefSeq, a predicted model, not a curated record
AUGGCGUUCCGUGUCACCCCAAGCCCAGCAGGGGCUUCCAUCAUCCGCGUGCUGGUGGCGCUGGCCCCGGUCGCUUUGCCCGCUGCUUAUUUGUUGUACGUGAAGCGCAGUCUGGCGAAGAAGACGGUUGUUUCUGAGGCGCAGAUCUCGCCGUUAGGGAGUUUGCUGCUGGAUGAGAAAUCGGAGGAUGACGAUGGCGAUGUGAUACCGCAAGACGUUGUAGCUAACGCGGAAGAAUUCGUCAUCGCGCGGGAGCGGGUGACUUCUGUCCCUAUCCCCGUCGCUGAUCUCCGGCCUGAGCUCGCGGAGCUCGGGGGUUUGCUAAAGGCGUACCUAAGCGCGACGAUGCGCGCGUUCGCGUGGACGCCGCAGGCCCUGGUCAUGGCGCGCAUGGGGUCUGCGCUGGCCGAUCCGGAGGCGUAUAGACGGACUUUCGAGGCGCGGUAUCUGGGCGAGUGCGCGUUUGAGAUCGGGGAUAGGGUGUGCGGGGUGUAUGUCGUCAGGGGCAGGAGAGGGGGCAGGGCUGUGCUGGGCUUGUCGCCGCCGCCAGGAUGGAGAGGCCCUGUCGUGGCUGGGGCGCUAAACGUUGGAUUUGAUCUCACGGCGGGGGGAGAUGAAGUGAAAUUCGUGAACGAGACUGUGCUAUGGAGAAGGGUGGGCGAGAAACCUACGCUUUUGGAGGGGAGUGUGGGCAGGUGGCUACAUACGCUCAUGGCGAGUUGGUUAGUGGUCAAGGGGAUCGAGGCUGUGGCGGAUGGGAAUGUGAGGAAUAUUUGA